Molecule: messenger RNA, 788 nt
Organism: Aplosporella prunicola CBS 121167
Lineage: Eukaryota; Fungi; Ascomycota; Dothideomycetes; Botryosphaeriales; Aplosporellaceae
Exons: 4
Coding region: 51-554 (167 amino acids)
Biological process (GO): proton motive force-driven ATP synthesis
Molecular function (GO): proton-transporting ATP synthase activity, rotational mechanism
Source: RefSeq, a predicted model, not a curated record
ACAGCCAUCACAACCGCCAUUGUCAACGCAAGCUGCUCCCCACCGUCAGCAUGAGCUCCCUCCGCGUCGCCAGAACCGCCCUCAGGGCCGCCCGCCCCGCCGCUUUCCGCGCGCCUUUCAUCGCCCAGCGCCGCGGCUACGCUGAGGCUGCCUCGGACAAGCUCAAGCUGUCCCUGGCUCUGCCGCACCAGUCCAUCUACAAGUCCUCCGAAGUCGUCCAGGUCAACAUUCCCGCUGAGACGGGCGACAUGGGUGUCCUGGCCAACCACAUCCCCAGCAUCGAGCAGCUGAAGCCCGGCCUCGUCGAGGUCAUCGAGGAGCAGGGCAGCAAGCAGUACUUCCUGUCGGGCGGCUUCGCCGUCGUCCAGCCCGACAACGCCCUCAGCAUAAACGCCGUCGAGGGCUUCCCUCUCGAGGACUUCUCCGCCGACGCCGUCCGCAGCCAGAUCGCCGAGGCGCAGAAGGUCGCGUCGGGCUCCGGCUCCGAGCAGGACAUUGCUGAGGCUAAGAUCGAGCUUGAGGUUCUUGAGAGCCUCCAGGCUGCUUUGAAAUAAGCGUAGCGUUACAUAGAUGUUGUGGAGCGUAGCUGUGUAUAGCAGGAGCAGGGCGUCGUCAUUGUCGCAUCAAUCGCGCCUUCUCCCAAUUCACGUCUUGAAGCAAGCGCAAUCGCAAUGCCAACACUGAAUUGUCCUUCCGUCGUCUGUCCGUCUGUCGCUCGCUCACACUCCCUCUCUUCUUCCAUGCCACGUCGUAUCGUACUUUUUGCUUCCUAUAUACGCCCCGUCAUU